This is a messenger RNA of Gigantopelta aegis, 4804 nucleotides long. Its product is annotated as zinc finger protein 493-like. Gene Ontology annotation, molecular function: RNA polymerase II cis-regulatory region sequence-specific DNA binding; DNA-binding transcription factor activity, RNA polymerase II-specific. The record is from RefSeq and is a predicted model, not a curated record. The coding region runs from base 1001 to 4360 and encodes 1119 amino acids. The transcript has 4 exons. NCBI's taxonomy places the organism in Eukaryota, Metazoa, Mollusca, Gastropoda, Neomphalida, Peltospiridae. Gene Ontology annotation, biological process: regulation of transcription by RNA polymerase II.
GUCGCGGUUUUCACUUGGUUAUAAAACGAAUAGAUCUACUGGGCACCGAGUGAUUACAGUCGUUUCGACCCAAGCGAGUGUCGUCCCAAGUCUUUUCGCCCCAUCCCUUCGGUUUGCGGACUUGAAAGAUGUCGACACUGAACAAUAUGGCAGAUAUUACACUGGUAGCCACAGAUCAUAAUUAUUUUAAUUUCGUAGAUGCAAAUACCACACAGCAAAUUCAGGAUGAUAUCAGUGUAGUCAAAACUUCGUCACAGACUGAGUACUCAGAAAAUCCUGAUGCUGUUGUAGGAGUUGAUACAGUAUCACAGACACAGACAAAAAAUCAAGAUGGUGACAAUGAUGAUGCAGUGGAUUUUGAAAAUCAUGUUACAACACUGGCUAUUGAUGAAGUCACAACAGUCGUUGCCUGUUAUAGGAAUAGCUUUGCAACCGAUACAGUUUUGAAACCAGGAGCUGAAGUUGAUGCAGAUACACAGAACCCUUCCAUAGAGAUAGAUUAUGCGGAGCAAAAUGGCGAUGAUGUCAUGCAGCACAAUCAUCUGUUAGACUCCGAGACACCACUUGAGGAAGAGGACGAGAAUGAUGCUGAAGAAGUUAGCAGUGCUUUCGACCUGUUAAGGCAAGCAGCACUGGCAGAAGAAAAGAAAAAUUCCAAGAACAGGACCAGAAAGAAGAUCUCCAAAAGUUUUGAGUACAAAUGUGACGAGUGCGACAGCGAAACGUAUCCCAGCCUCAUGCAUCUAAAGCUGCACCUCCUCACCCACACCGGGGAAACCCCGUUCAGAUGUCACCUGUGUAGUGAGCGCUACUCCACGUCCUCCGAACUCGGGCAACACGUUCUAGGCCACGUGGAAAGGACACCAUUUCAGUGCGCCAUCUGCUCGGAUUCGUUCGCAACUGCCGGCGAGCUUGUGCAACAUGUCACCAAACACAGACGACAAAAAUCUGAUAAAAGUUGAUUUGCAAAUAGAUAUAACAUGAUAACUUUAUCAUUAAGAUGUCUUCCCAUGGAUCGACACCUACUAAUUCCUCGCGGAAAACUCAGAAUAAUAUGACACUAGUUAAAUAUGAAGAAGAGACUGAUCAUCCUCAACAAACUUGGAAUGAUAUAACACUAAUUAAAUGUGAAGAAGAGAUUGGUCAGACACAAGACACUCAGAAUGAUACAACGCUAGUUAACUAUGAAGAAGAGAUUUAUCAGCUGCAAAAAACUGAGAAUGAUAUAACACUAGUUAAAUGUACAGCAGACAUUUAUCAACCACAACAAACUCAGAAUGAUAUAACACUAGCUAACUAUGGAGCAGAGAUUUAUCAACCACAACAAACUCAGGAGGAUGUAUUACUAUAUACGACAGAUCAUCCUCAUCAAACUCGGGAUAAGGCCAUCCAGACUCAGAUGAGUACUACACAAUCCUCAACCCAGACAGAUGUAUCACUGGUGUUUGAUCAGUCCCUGUCAUUGAAAACUGUAAAUCUGGACGAAAUGCAACCUGAGGUGUGCCAGCUGAUUACAAAUCAGAAUAUUUUGAUACAACAGCUGCAGCAGCAUCAUAGCAAGAUGUGUCCAUGUCUUCAACCCACCCAGUCUUCCAAGUGCAACAGUUCUGUUAAGAGUUUACCCACAAGCAAGAACUGUGAUGUGGAUGUGAGUCCAAGUCCUUCAUCUCCACAGUUUGCAAACCAUCAGCCAUCAGGACAGGCCAGAUAUAAAGUGUUAUCAGUUAAAACAAGAAAUGUUAGAUCAGAUCAGAAUAAAAUUCAAUGCACUUUAAAAUCAGGAUUGGCAAAAAGUGAGUUGACCUCAGAUUCACCAAACAAUUUCAGGUCAACAAAGGCCGACGUUAAAAUCUCAUCAAGACCAAAAAAGGACAACUGCAACAAACUGGCAUUCCAGAACAGUCCACAUAGAUUAACAUUUUCUGAAGUAGAUAUCUCUUACAUUAACCAGGCAGGCCUAGACAGAGUGAGUUGUGACAUUAAUCAGUCAGACACUGAAAUAGAUGGCCAUAACAUUCAUCUGGAAGACUAUGAUGUAGUUAUGUCUGACAUUAACCAGGUAGAUAUUGAAAGAGAGACUUAUGACAUUGAUCAGCCAGUCAUUGAAGUAGAUAGCUAUGCCAUUAAACAGGUAGAUCUUGAAAGGGAGACUUGUGACAUUGAUCAGCCAGACAUUGAAGUAGAUAGCUAUGACAUUAACCAGGUAAAUCUUGAAAGAGCGACGUUUGACAUUGAUCAGCAAGUCAUUGAAGUAGAUAGAUACAGCAUUAACCAGGUAGAUGUUGAAAGAGAGACUCGUGACAUUGAUCAGCCAGUCAUUGACGUACAUAGCUAUGGCAUUGAGCAGACAGAUACAGAAGCAAACAGCUGUGACAUCAGUCAAUCGGACAAAAAAGGAAAUGAUCCUGACAUUAACCAGACACGUGGGGAAGCAGAUACUAACAUUUUGCAAGGAAUCGGAGAACCUGAUGCCAAUGACGUUAAACAAGCAGAAGUAGGAGACAUUAAGACUGCAUACGAUUACAGUGUGGAGAAGCCAUUUAUGUGCAAGAUAUGUGCAGAACGUUUCUCAAACAUUGAGCAUCUUCAAAGACAUAUCAUUGCCCAUGUACAAACCUCUAAUGUACAGUAUCUCGAAAGAUAUAUUUCUGCCUAUGUUGGGGAUGCUCCAUUCGAGUGUGAUAUUUGUAAAAGGCAUUAUGCAACUACUAUUCUGCUUGAGAGAGAUGUUGCAGGACAUCUUCGCAGAAAAGCAACUACCUGCAGGUUAUGUUCAGCAUCAUUUGUAUGUGACAAGACUCUACAGGCACAUAAGCGAAUCCAUUGUGAUGUCAGAUCGUUUGAAUGUCCAGUUUGUCACGAAUGCUUUAAGUCGAAACAUUACUUGAAAAACCAUGAAUUGAAUCAUUCAGAUGAAACAAGUUUCAAGUGUGAAGUUUGUGACAAGCACUUUAAAACGAUUGCUUCUUAUAGAAAACAUUUGGUCAUUCAUUCUGAUAAGAAAAAUCGUUACAAGUGUGGUCUGUGCUCUAAAACUUAUGAUAAUAAAGCAAAUUUCAAACUACAUCAAACGGUGCAUCACUUAAAUGUGAAAUUCCAGUGUGAUCUUUGUCACAAAAUUUUCCAAGCACCCUAUUAUCUAAAGAGGCACAUCAGAUAUUUUCAUACAAAUGAAAAGCCUUUUAAAUGUGAAGUUUGUUCAAGAGCUUUUAAGAUAGCUGCCUCGUUAAGAUGUCAUAUGCAGGUUCACAAUAAGCCUGAUAUGAAAUGUGAAGUCUGCUCAAAACAUUUUAAGUUAGCUAAAGUGUUUGAGCGGCAUAAGCUGGUUCACAAUGCUGAAGGUGGAAAGUAUUUUCAGUGUGACCAAUGUCCUAAAAGCUAUGAUACAAGACAUAGUCUCAAGGCACACCAGUCGGUGAUUCAUUUAAAGGUGAAUUAUACAUGUGAUGUUUGUUCAAAAUCCUUCACAUCAUUAUAUUACAUGAGGAAUCACAGAACCAUCCAUUUCGAUGAAGUAAAGAUUGUCUGUGAUAUCUGUUCUAAGAGAUUUAUUAGCAAAUCAGCUUUGCGACAACAUAUGUCUUACCAUUCCAGUCAGAGAUUCAAAUGUCAGGAGUGCACAAAGACUUACAAGUCGAAGUGCGCUCUCGGGCUCCACACCAUUAUUCAUAAGACAGGAAAGCCGUACAAGUGUGAAGUCUGCUCAACAUGUUUCUUAGCGCGUUCCCAGUAUCAACAGCACUUGAACAUGCACACUGGACUAAAACCGUACACUUGCAAGAUCUGUUCCCUUGACUUUUCAAUGCGCCGUUACCUCACAACACAUAUGCAUACUCACACAGACAAAUACAAAUGCGAUGUUUGUUCCAAGUCGUUUUCCACCCGCGACAGUCUUAAUACACAUCAGUGGAUCCACACUGGGGUGAAACCAUUUUUGUGUGAAGUUUGUUCAGAUGGUUUUACGUCUUCUACGGGUCUUAAAUGUCAUAUGACGACUCAUUUGAAAGAGAAAGAGUUUUUGUGUGAAGUUUGUUCAAAGAGUUUUGUUACUGCGCGGAAUCUUAAAAAUCAUAUGAAGACUCAUUCGAAAGAAAAAGAGUUUUUGUGUAAAGUUUGUUCGAAGAGUUUUGUUGCUGUGCAGAAUCUUAAAAAUCAUAUGAAGACUCAUUCUAAAGAAAAAGAGUUUUUGUGUAAAGUUUGUUCGAAGAGUUUUGUUGCUGCGCAGAAUCUUAAAAAUCAUAUGAAGACUCAUUCUAAAGAAAAAGAAUUUUUGUGUAAAGUUUGUUCGAAGAGUUUUGUUGAUUCUAAGAAUCUUAAAUCUCAUAUGAAAACUCAUCGUACAGUGAAAGAGUUUUCAUGAGAAGUUUGUUCGAAGCGUUGUGUUAGUGCAAAUGGUCUUAAAUGUCAUAUGAAAAUUCAUGAGAAGUGAAGCAGUAAUUAUCAUAUUGGUUUAUUGUGUUUUGCCUCCUUGGAAUAGAUAUGAAACUUCAUUCUAAACAUUUCAUUUGUAAAGUUGUAGUUUGUUUCAUUGUAAAUGCAAAAAUGUUUGGUGUGAAGUCAACUCGAAGUGGUUUUAGUCUUGCUACACCUUAAAUUCCAUGGAAGUCAUGAGAAGAAAUCCUUUGGAUGUGAUAUCCUAAAAUGUUGUUGUUGGGUUGUUUUUUUAUUCCACAACCGUGUACUUUAAAAAAAAAACCCAAACAAAACAAAUUGGCAGUCCUUCCACGUAUUAAGGUUUUCAAAAGUUUAAAGUGGCUAUAUACAUGUAUGUCAUUCAUUCAGAAGUAAAGUGUUAAAUGUAAAA